Messenger RNA from Monodelphis domestica (gray short-tailed opossum), 2114 nucleotides. RefSeq names its product selenoprotein W (gene SELENOW). Lineage: Eukaryota; Metazoa; Chordata; Mammalia; Didelphimorphia; Didelphidae. The record is from RefSeq and is a predicted model, not a curated record. Gene Ontology annotation, cellular component: cytosol.
GGGAGUCCCUCAAUAGGGAGGGGAAGUCAGAAGAGAGAAGACUGGGGGCUGAAUUCAGUGCGGAAGGAAGCAUCGCCUCGCCGGAAUACUGACUGGGAUUUCAGUUCCGGACUGAAGGGUGGAGAAAUUGCUGAGUGAGGGAGAGCCUGGUGGGGCAGGAGAAAGGAGGACCCCACUAAUGAUGGCAAAGAGGGAGGCAAGGGGAAAGGUUACCGCGGAAUCGCUUCGUUCUCUAUGGAACAGGCAUUCCGGGGAGCCCGGGGGAAGAGGACGGUGGGGUGGGAGUGCUGCUAACCCUUAAGGAAGGAGUUCAGGCAGUUUAUGGAGGAUUGGAAGGAGGAGCCCGGGGGGAGGCUGCUUAGCCCCAUUGGCAAAGGGCAAGGAUACGGCUUGGGGCAGCGCCCCCAGCUCAGUUGAGGGGUGGGGCGGGGUCUAAUGUCGGAGCGGCCUCCGGGGCCAGAGGCCUCUCGAGAGGUGCCAUAAAGCCCCAUUCGGUUCCAAGUCCUCUGGUCUCCCAAAGUCCCCCAGCCUCCUCGAAUUUAUCCUCGCCUCCAGCUCGUCCGUCCCUGCGGGCUUUCGGGAGUGCCUCGCCUUCCUCACACUCCAUUUGCAUCCUUGCGCUAGCUGUCCCCCACAGGGAACGCGCCGGCCCUUCAUCUCCAAGUUUUGGCUGCCUUCGGGUUUUAGUUCAAAUCCUCCCAUGGGUCUGGGGCGGGAGGCCGGGGGGGGGGGGGGCUUUCUGGAUCCCUGCGCCCGCCCCCUCGAGAUUUCCCGGUCUAUAUCUUGGCGGAAUGCGGUCUCCCAGGUCAGACUGGGCAGGGGCCGGGCUUAGCACGGCUCCUGGCAUGUAGAGGGGAGCGCAGUAACCCGGGCAGGUGCCCAGCAGAGUUGGGGAGGGCCAGCACGGCUCGAAUACCACCGGCGUGGGGAAGGAGGGGGCCGGUGAAGUAGCGGGCGCUGGCAGGGAGGACUGGGGGUCAGCUGCCCUCCCUUCCCCCGCUCCCAGGCUGGGAUGUCUCGGAGGGGGCGGGCUUAGGUCCGGGCUGUACCAUCUCUGCCCGACUGGAGGGGGAGCAGCUGGGAUCGGAGCGCCCGUGGCCCUCCUUUGGGUCCCCGCGACGCGUCCAGUCCCCGCUCGGUCAGUCACUCCAGGAUGAGAUCACUCGCUCUGUGACGGGAGAAGGGGGCCCAGGCUCGCUGUCGGGGGCCGUCCCCCGGCUCUCCCCUCUGGCCUCCCCCUCGGCGCGCGGGAGCAGUGGUGGCGCCCCUCCCCCGCCAGAGGACACAAUGUAACAGUCGGCGACCGCAUCCGCGUUCUAUUUCCGAGCUUUGGCCGCGUCGCCUUCCAGCCUCCUGCAGUAGCUAUCCAUCCCGGCAGGGCCAAAGCCGGCGCUCCAGCCAUGGCCAUCCAAGUCCGUGUGGUCUACUGUGGUGCCUGAGGUUACAAGCCCAAGUAUCUGUUGCUGAAGAAGAAGCUAGAGGAUGAAUUCCCCGGCCUCCUGGACAUCAAUGGGGAGGGGACCCCGGAGGUCACCGGCUUCUUUGAAGUAACGGUUGCUGGGAAACUUGUCCACUCCAAGAAGGCUGGACAUGGCUUCGUGGACACUGCGGACAAAUACCUACAAAUUGUAGCCGAGAUAAAGGCGGCCCUGGCCUAGUGGCGCCUGAAGGCUGAGCUCCAGGGCCUCGUCUCGGCCCCUGCCCCCGAUGCUCCAUGACGGGAAGGAUCGAAAUGUCCUCAGGAUUCCUGGUUCUUCCCUGAAAUCCUCGCAGCUGUUGGGCUGGGGCUGAGGCUGAUGCCCUGAGCCUGCCCCAAGUGUGUGUGUUCCCCCUUCUCCCAAGAUGCACCUCUCCUGCCGCCUGCCGGAGUCUUCCUGCCCCAAACACUGUUGUGCCCCUUCCUCAGCAGCCCCUCUGGGACCUUUUGGGCCUUCCCUGCCCAGGAGCUGUCCAGCCUCCUUCGGCCUCAGAGAUCUCCUCUGUAAAAUGAGGGAGCCAUGGCCUCCCAGGAGCCUCCUCUGCCGCCACUCCCUUGACCCGGCAGGGCCCAGGAAGGCCCAGGAGUACCCAAGAAACAGGCUUUGCAACAAAGGCUAAUAAAGAGAAAGAGUCCA